Anthostomella pinea is the source of this 807-nucleotide messenger RNA. Lineage: Eukaryota; Fungi; Ascomycota; Sordariomycetes; Xylariales; Xylariaceae. The record is from the annotation of a GenBank genome assembly.
AUGAAGACUGGAGUCAUGAUUGCCCUCGUGGCCAUGGCGGCUACCGCUGCAUCACCUCCUCGAGAUCGACUUGACAAGAAGAACAUCGAGCUCCCCAUCCAGUACGACACCAACUACCCUGCUCUGGGCUGCGGCAACUCCAAACCCACGGUCAGUUGCACGGCCUACUCAACGUUGUGCACAAAGGAUGCACAGGUGCAGCCUGGCAAGAACGACUGGUGCAACGAUUAUUGUCACUGUGUUCGCACCGAGAGCCCCCAGAAGAACGCUCCGGCCGGCACUGAGUCCAUCGAUGACGUUUCCUCGCAACAGGUUCACCAGCCUCAGAACCACGUUCGCGACUCCCCGCUCCAGCUGCAGUGCUGGUCCCCCGAGGGUGGAAAUGCCACGACCAGCUACUGCCAGCAAGCAGGCGCGUUCUGUAGCCCUGACGGCGAUGUCACGGGCUCAAUCGAAGGCCACUGUUACACCUUCUGCCACUGCAAGCCCAACACCACUGCCAAUGCCACUACAACCACCAGUCAGCCAACUACAACUACAACUCACGCGACCGCCUCCAGCCUGGUCCUUCCCACCGACCACAACAUCCCGCCCCGACGCGGACGCGGCAAGCGCCAGGGUUUCGAGCCGGGCCCCGACUCCAAUUACCCGGUUGACGACUUGCAGCUGAAGUGCGGCGAGAUGACCGUCGGUUGCUCGAAGUAUGUCCAUUGUCUGGCUGAUGGCGAGAUUGUGGGGUCGGGUGAUGAGAGUGGGUUCUGCAAGGAGGUCUGUCAUUGCGAGGGUACGCGUGCGCUGCCGAAGUAG